CAACAGCAAGAGAGAGAGAGAAAUUUUGUGAGAAAAAUCUUCUAAGUGAACUUACAGAAAACUAAUCAUUUGUAGUGAAAUUUAACAAAUAUGGGUUUACAGCAAGAACCUAUGUUAUCAGACAAAUCUGACCAGAAUAAAGAAACACCAGUAGUUACAAGUCAACCAGUAACUAUAAUUCCUUUACAAGACCAUCCAAUAACUUUGAAAUGUCCCAACUGUCAUCAAGAAAUUGUAACGAAGAUUAAACAUCGUAAUGGUAUGCUAACUUAUGCAGCUUGUACAGGUUUAUGCAUAGUUGGGUGCUUCUGUGGCUGUUGUCUCAUUCCAUUUUGUGUAAAAGCAUGUAAAGAUGUUGAUCACAAAUGUCCUGAAUGCGGUCAUCACAUUGGAACAUAUCGCACGUUACAAGAAAAAUAUAUGAAAUAAUGUUAAUUUGCAAAUAUGUUGUGAUAUAUACUUUUGUAUCAAAUUGGUCAAUGAGUAUGUUUCUUUGUUAAUUUUCUUUCACAAAUAUAUUUGUCACGGAUA
Molecule: messenger RNA, 531 nt
Organism: Schistosoma margrebowiei
Lineage: Eukaryota; Metazoa; Platyhelminthes; Trematoda; Strigeidida; Schistosomatidae
Source: the annotation of a GenBank genome assembly